UGCGGUAAUGAUUUUGUCAAAUAAGGACGAAACGUUCCAUUUUUGUUCCAAUUGUUUUUAAAUUAUUACACAUUGUUGUAGCCGGUUUUGUGCUUGUUUGUGUUCAAUCCUGUGAUCAAAAAAAUAAUUUUAUUUUUUUCCAAUUAAAUGUUCAAUUUAAACUCAUCAAUACAAUGUAAUGACAUUGAGAUUUUAUAUAUUUAUUAUAUAAUUCAUUAAUUCAUGACGUCAAUCAUUCAUGAAAGCAGCUAUAAUCAUCAUCAUCAAUCGUAGUUUUUAAUUUUAAAUUUAAAAAUUUUCGAUUUAUUCCUACUGAGUACAUCACCAAAAUUUUAGGAAACAACAAAUUUUUUUCUACUAGAUCAAAAUAAUCAUUUUACAUUCAUAAUCAAUUCUAACGACAAUUAACGUUAUAAUUACUGAUAUCUUCCAAUUAAAGAAACAACUUGACUUUUUUCAUAUUUUUGAUACAUUUUAACUUUUAUACAAUUUUAACUGAAUUCGGUUAUUUACGCCAUUCACUGCAAUAAAUCAAGCUUUCGAAUUUUAAUCUUUUUUCAUCGAAUUCAUUUCGAAUUAUUAUAAUUCAAACUAGAAUCAUGACAAUGUUAACUUUAACACCGACCACUGGUCUAUUAGUUGCUACCAUAUCUUCCAUUGCCAUUAAUCGUAUAAGUUUUAUAUUGGCAAAUACAAAAUUUAUCUAUCCAAAAAAUGUUCGAGAAUCCAAUCAAUCAUAUUACUAUUGGCGUUAUCGAAAUUUUUUCAUCUCAUUCAUACAUGCAUUCAUAACGGGCGUCGGUUCUCUCCUAUGUGUUUUGUCGAAUCCAAUGCUUUUAUUGGAUGUGGUGGAUACAGCUUCUGAUUGGGGAUAUCUUUUAACAGCAUUUUCACUUGGUUAUUUCAUAUAUGAUACAGUUGAAAUGGCAGCCUAUCUGAAAAAGAAAGGAACUGCUGAAUUGUUGUUGCAUCAUUUUUUCGUAAUAUCCUGUUUUCUCAAUACAGUUAUGUAUAAACGAUUCAUUGGUUAUAAUAUGUUGGCAUUGCUCAUUGAAAUUUCCAAUGUUUUUCUUCAUUUUCGUCAAUUAUUAUUGCUUUCAAAGCAUUCAAAAUUAUCGAGCCUUUAUCGAAUUAAUAGCGUAACGAAUAUUGUAUUAUUCGUAUUAGUACGUGGCGCCUGUAUGUUUGGUCUUUGGUAUACGUUGAUUUUAUUUAUUGAUCGACUACCAUUCAUUACAAAAUUAACUGCCAUCAUUUCGAUGAUUGGAAUAUCCAUUACCACUGUCAUUCUAUUUCAACGAAUAUGGAAUUCUGAUUUUGUUAGCAUUAGUGAACAACGUCGUAAAAAAUUGCUGAAUGAAAACAGCAAUAGCUGCUCAAAAAACAGUAAAUUUAAAAUGAACCAAUAUGAAGAUGAUUUCACUUAUGAAGGUUCCAUUGAAGAUGUCAAAUCUGGAAUGGUAAAAAAAUCAAAUUAAAUUGUAUCGAUAUAUUUAUCAAAAGACAAACCCCAAUUAACGAUAACAUUUAACAAAUUUAUUUACAUUCAAUUUAUAGAAUAUUCAAUCGAUCAAAUAACCAUUUAUAUGUUCAUCUGUGUGUAUG
This is a messenger RNA of Dermatophagoides farinae (American house dust mite), 1605 nucleotides long. Its product is annotated as TLC domain-containing protein 2. Gene Ontology annotation, cellular component: plasma membrane. Lineage: Eukaryota; Metazoa; Arthropoda; Arachnida; Sarcoptiformes; Pyroglyphidae. The record is from RefSeq and is a predicted model, not a curated record. Gene Ontology annotation, biological process: membrane assembly; phospholipid homeostasis; regulation of membrane lipid distribution.